Fimicolochytrium jonesii is the source of this 1416-nucleotide messenger RNA. Its product is annotated as glycolipid 2-alpha-mannosyltransferase-domain-containing protein. The record is from RefSeq and is a predicted model, not a curated record. Gene Ontology annotation, biological process: protein N-linked glycosylation; cell wall mannoprotein biosynthetic process. Gene Ontology annotation, molecular function: alpha-1,2-mannosyltransferase activity. The transcript has 4 exons. NCBI's taxonomy places the organism in Eukaryota, Fungi, Chytridiomycota, Chytridiomycetes, Spizellomycetales, Powellomycetaceae. Gene Ontology annotation, cellular component: membrane; Golgi apparatus. The coding region runs from base 1 to 1416 and encodes 471 amino acids.
AUGGCCCGUCGGAAAGAAAAGCGGACGGAGUCCUCACUUUACAAAGCAAGAACGCCCUCCCUGAACGAUGUUACUGCACAGCAGCCACCAAUCCAGAAUGAAGAGCGGCCGGCAGCCUCCAAGGGAUUUAUGCGUAAGGACCUGGCCCGGGUAAUAGCAGAAGAACUCCACCGAUGGGCGCAAGUCGUCGUGUACGCCUUACCUGUCCUGUCGAUCAUCAUCACGAGGAACUGGGAUAUCAUAAAUAAGACCUACCAGCUGUGGAGCAGUCCCUUGCCCCCUCUGUCGAGACUACGUGGAGUUUUUGAAGAAGCUCCAGGGACUCGAGCGAAUGCCGCGAUCGUGGUUUUAGCCCGGAAUCGCGAUGCCGGGGAGGUUGUGCAUACGCUGAAAACAUUCGAGCCAACGUUCAAUGCCAAGUACCGGUACCCCUACGUAUUUCUGAACGACAAGGACUGGGAACCGCAAUUCAAGCAAACGAUCGCAGACUUCUUGUCAGAAGUCCGCGCAGUCAACAUAUCUGUGAACGAUACCCUCUAUCUGCGAUUCGGAAAGGUUAAGGAGGAGCACUGGUCAUGGCCGGCACAUGUGGACAAGACUGCGGCACUGAAAGACAUGCGCCAGAUGGCUGAUCUUGGUGUCUUGCAUGCGAAUAAGGAAAGCUACCAUCACAUGUGUCGCUUCCAGAGCGGCUUUUUCUUUCAGCACGAACUGUUGAAGGAUUUCAAGUGGUAUUGGAGGGUUGAGCCCGACGUUGACUUUUUCUGUCCCCUCCAUUACGACCCUUUCAUGUUCAUGGAAUCGCACAACAAAACCUAUGGCUUCAACAUUGUGGCCCCAGAGUUCAUGGCAACUAUCCCUUCCUUGGGCAAAACUGUAAAAGCAUACAUGCGCGAACGAAACAUUACAUCCAUCCCGCCGACGUUGAAGCUCAUGUGGAACGAGACCACAGAUGAUUACAGUGGGUUCCACUUCUGGUCCAAUUUUGAAAUCGGGUCCCUUGACUGGCUGCGGUCACGGGAAUACGGAGAGUUCUUCGAGUAUCUCGACGCAACUGGCAACUUUUUCCAUGAGAGAUGGGGCGACGCCCCCGUUCACUCUGUAGCAGCAGGGCUGCUAUUACGGCCUGAUGAACUGCAUUACUUUGAAGACAUUGGAUACCGGCAUGCCGAUCGGAUACACUGCCCCAUUGUGAAGGAGAAACAAGGCGUUUACGGACCUUGUGAGUGCGAUGUAGAAGAGCUGAAGAGGAGGCGAGUUCAAUGGGGUAUAUGGGCCUACUCGGAUCGGUGGAUGAACGAACUGAAGAAAUGGCAGAGAUGGGCGAAGGCGUACCAAACGCCGGUCAACCUGGAGGACAAACGACAGGCGGCGCUCGUGGGACAGGCCUCCGAUCCGCCGCCCGUCCUCCCAUAA